AUUGGGGUAUUAGACAUUUAUGGCUUUGAGUGUUUUAAAUAUAACAGCAUGUUUUCAAGAUGGAACAAGAGGAAUACAAAACAGAAGAAAUCAAUUGGAGCUACAUUGAAUUUAUUGAUAACCAGGACAUACUGGAUCUCAUAGAAAAGAAACCAAUUGGCAUUGUUUCACUUUUGGAUGAAGCAUGCAUGCUUGGGAAAUCAACACAUGAUACCUUUGCAACGAAGCUAUUUCAAAAUUUCAAAGCUCAUCCACGACUGGAAAAACCAAAGCUCUCAAAGACAGAUUUUGCCCUCUUUCAUUUUGCUGGAAAGGUGAUAUACCAAACCGAGUUGUUUUUAGAGAAGAACCGAGAUUAUGUAAAUUUGGAGCAUCAAAAUCUUCUUUGUUCUUCCAAAUGUUCAUUUCUUUCUGGGCUCUUUGCUUCGCAACAAGAUGAUCCAUCAAAAUCAUCUUAUAAAUUUUCUUCCGUAGCUUCCCGGUUUAAGCAACAACUCCAAGCACUUAUGGAAACACUCAGCUCAACAGAACCUCACUAUAUUCGUUGUGUAAAACCAAAUUCUCUGAACUAUCCUCAGAAAUUCGAGAAUGGAAGUGUGCUACAGCAACUGCGUAGUGGGGGUGUCCUUGAGGCUAUUAGAAUAAGUCUUGCUGGUUAUCCGACAAGGAGGACAUACACUGAAUUCAUCGACCGUUUUGGACUUCUUCUUCCGGAUCAUAUGGAUGAAAGGUUUGAUGAGAAAUUGCUGACGGAGAAAAUACUAAGUCAAUUACAUCUCGAGAACUUUCAACUUGGCAGAACAAAAGUUUUUCUCCGGGCUGGCCAGAUCGCUGUUCUUGACUCCAAACGUACAGAGAUUCUGGAAAAGGCUGCCAGGAUAGUUCAGGGUCGCUUUCGAACCUUUGUUGCUCGCAAGGAGUUUCUUUCUGCCAGGAAAGCUUCUGUUUAUCUCCAAGCAUAUUGCCGAGGGUGUUUGGCACGAGCUGUGCUUGAUGCCAGGAGACAGAUAGCAGCAGCUGUUUCAGUAGAAAAAUAUGCUCGCAGAUGGUUCUGUCGCUGUGAAUAUUUGCAUCUCCGUUCUUCAGCUCUUGUUAUCCAGUCUGGUGUUCGCUAUAUCCUAGCAAUCCAGAAAUUGCUGCACUUGAAGAAGGACAAAGCUUGUACCGUUAUACAGGCCUGGUGGAGAAUGCGGAAGCUCCAUAAUUUCCAUCAGCAAUACCGACAUGCAACAGUUCUGAUGCAGUGUUGCUGGAGACAGAAGCUUGCUAAAAGGGCACUGCGAAACCUGAAAAGUGCUGCAUAUGAGACUGGAGCUUUGCGUGAAGCAAAAGGGAAACUUGAGAGGAGCUUGGAAGAUCUUACUUUGAGAUUCACCCUAGAGAGGAGGCAAAGGCUAGCUGCAGAAGAGUCCAAGGCGUUAGAAAUCUCUAAGCUUCUCAAAAUCAUGGAAUCAUUAAAAUGUGAGUUGGAGGAAGCCCGUAAAGAAAAAAAUAAUGGUUGCAAGGAAGUUGCAUCAAUGCAACAGCAGCUAGAGCUAUCGGCCAAGGAUCAACAAGUUCUUCGCGACAAUCUUGCGCAGAUAGAAGAACUAAAGAUGGAAAAUUCUUCACUGAAGGCAAAGAAUGCAGAGAUGGAACAAGAGCUCUUGGAGGCCCAAAAAAGCAGCCAUGACAAUAUGGACAAGCUGCAUGGCGUGGAAAGAAAUUAUCUGUAUCUUCGGGACAACUUGAAAAACUUGGAGGAUAAGAUCACAAAUUUAGAAGAUGAGAACCAUUUAUUGAGGCAGAAGGCCUUAAGCUUAUCUCCUAGGCAUAGCCGCACCAUGAGCCAUCCUCUGGGGUCUUUCCCCUGCAGCCCAAAGUCAUUGUUUGAAUCUUCACCUCUAAAACUUGCUCCUCUCCCCCACAACCUGACAGAGAUAAGAAGAUCCAGAAUGAACUCAGAAAGACAUGAGGAGUACCAUGAGCUGCUACAGAGGUGCAUCAGAGAUGACAUGGGAUUCAAGAAGGGCAGACCAGUUGCUGCAUGUGUCAUUUACAAAUGUCUCCUCCACUGGGGAGUAUUCGAGGCUGAAAGGACGACUAUUUUCGACUUCAUCAUUCAGAACAUCAACACAGUUCUGAAGACAGAAAAUGAGAAUGAUAUUCUGCCCUACUGGCUAGCCAAUGCAUCUGCCCUUCUAUGUCUGCUGCAAAGAAACUUACGGUCGAAAGGAUUCAUCACAGCGCCUUCUAGGUCUUCGUCAGAUCCUCACCUGUGUGAAAAGGCAAAUGAUACCUUCAGAUCACCUUUGAAAAUUUUUGGACAACGGAGUAGCAUGUCACAUGUAGAUGCUCGAUACCCAGCUAUGUUGUUUAAGCAACAAUUAACUGCUUCCUUGGAGAAGAUAUUUGGCUUAAUCCGUGACAACCUGAAGAAGGAGAUUUCACCUCUUUUAAGCCUUUGCAUUCAGGCACCAAAACUUGCUCGAGGAGGUGGUGGAAGGAGGUCCAGAUCGCCUGAUGUGACCUUGCAGCAGCCAAUAAGUGCUCACUGGGAUCGAAUUGUAAAAUUUCUGGAUUCACUGAUGGACAGGCUACAUAAAAAUUUUGUGCCCUCUUUUUUCAUUCGCAAGCUAGUAACUCAAGUUUUCUCCUUCAUAAAUGUACAAUUGUUCAAUAGCUUGCUCCUACGACGGGAGUGUUGCACAUUUUCAAAUGGAGAAUAUGUAAAAACUGGGCUCUGUGUACUGGAGAAAUGGAUUCUGGAUGCUACAGAAGAGCAUGCAGGUGCAGCUUGGGAUGAGCUAAAGUACAUCAGACAGGCGGUUGAAUUUCUGAUUAUUCCACAGAAAAGCAAAAGGACUCUCGAGCAGAUCAAGAAAAACAUUUGCCCGGCGCUAAGUGUGAGGCAGAUCUACCGUCUCUGCACCAUGUACUGGGACGACAAAUACGGCACACACAGCGUAUCAGCUGAGGUCGUUGCCAAAAUGAGGGACAUGGUGAGCAGCGACGCGCAGAAUCCAGUGUCAAAUUCAUUUCUUUUGGACGACGAUUUGAGCAUUCCUUUCACGACAGAGGAGAUAGCUGAGGAAGUGCCGGACAUUGAUAUGUCAAACAUCGAGAUGCCCUCGUCGCUUCGCCAUGUGCACUCUGCGCAGUUCUUGAUGCAGCACCUCCCGACACCCUACUAGCUCGCUCGCUUGGAUGAAUUUUUGCCUAGCUAGGAUUAGGCGAUUAGGAUGAUCUGAUUGCUUGUUUAGAGGAAUAUUAAUUGUGUCAGUAACCACCAUGUAGCUUCCCCAUUCGUUUCUAUGCUGUCACUUUCGUUUGUUAUAUGCUCACAGCUUCGCAUGUCACUGAUGCCAAACAAGUCCUGAACUAACUAUUUCCAUUUUUCAGUUACCUCUUAAGGUCGUUCGUUCAUUUGUUGCAAUGCCAAGCA
Messenger RNA from Oryza brachyantha (malo sina), 3424 nucleotides. Its product is annotated as protein OPAQUE1. Gene Ontology annotation, molecular function: ATP binding; microfilament motor activity; actin filament binding. Gene Ontology annotation, biological process: vesicle transport along actin filament; actin filament organization. The transcript has 28 exons. Lineage: Eukaryota; Viridiplantae; Streptophyta; Magnoliopsida; Poales; Poaceae. Gene Ontology annotation, cellular component: actin cytoskeleton; cytoplasm; myosin complex. The coding region runs from base 60 to 3173 and encodes 1037 amino acids. The record is from RefSeq and is a predicted model, not a curated record.